AUGCAGAACGCAUGUUUAUAUGGGUGUGCUGCGGUGCUUGGUUUACUGUCUUUACGUUGUGUGCGGUGUGACAGCGUAACGUACAAUAUAGGAGGAGAAGACGUCACUUUUACGAAUGAACCGCCAACCGAUAAUGUUGAACGACUUCCAAGAAAACCUGAUAAGAUACCGACUAUCUUCUACCUUUACACACAAGGGAGAAAGCAGAAGAAACAACUUGCUAAAAUAGCGACAAAACAGUCCUCAACAGUCAAGGAGAGUACUAUAACAGGUUCUAAUUACGAUGGAACUAAAAGGACCAUCUUUAUUUGUCACGGAUGGUGGGGAUUAUACUUAAGCGACUGGGUUAAAAAAGCCAGGAAAUUGAUUUUAGAAGAGGAGGACGUUAAUAUAAUAGCUGUGGAUUAUUGGAAAGCAGCUGCUACAUCGUGGGAUGUAUGGGUGCAGUCAGUGGCUGAUAGUUUUCUGGUAGGAUAUGUGAUUGCUUACUUUAUGAAGGAACUUAAUCGUAUAACCGGCGCAUCCUACGGCAAUAUGUACUAAAUUGGCCACAGCUACGGAGCACAAGUCGCCAGCAUGGCGGGAAAAGCGCUGAAAAACUAUUAUGAAUCUGAACUUGGAAGAAUAACAG
Molecule: messenger RNA, 631 nt
Organism: Mercenaria mercenaria
Lineage: Eukaryota; Metazoa; Mollusca; Bivalvia; Venerida; Veneridae
Product: pancreatic triacylglycerol lipase-like
Exons: 3
Coding region: 1-543 (180 amino acids)
Molecular function (GO): lipase activity
Source: RefSeq, a predicted model, not a curated record